GAAGAGACAGUAGACAUUUGGGUCCCAACUUCAAAGACUUCACUCACUCUCUCUCUCUCUCUGUGUGGCAGCUCGCUGUGUGUUGAGCAAUGGAUCGGGCACAGUUGGUUCUGCUAGGGUUACCACUCUUCCUCCUCUUCUCUGACCUCAUUAGCCUCUUCACUCCAUCACCACCUAAACCAAACCCUCACUCCCACCACCACCACCACCACCACCAUCAUCAACAACCACCACCACCUACAAUUACCAAAGAUAACCUCGACUUUCCCUCAAAGACCCAGCCAACCGAUGUUGGAGGAAUCGGUAUUGGCAACACAGUCAAUAUCAAUUUCUGUGCUUCUUGCUCUUACAGAGGGACUGCAGUGACCAUGAAUAAGAUGUUGGAGACUGCUUUUCCUGGAAUUGAUGUUAGACUUUCAAAUUAUCCACCAAGCUUGCCAAAGCGUCUACUGGGAAAAUUGGUUCCAGCAGUGCAGAUUGGAGUUGUUGCGAUUGUAGUGGCAGGUGAACAAAUUUUUCCAAUGCUUGGAUUUAUGACACCGCCUCCUUGGUACUAUUCUUUGCGUGCAAAUAGAUUUGGGACCAUUGCCAGCUGCUGGCUUCUUGGCAAUGUAGCACAGUCCUUCCUACAAAGUUCUGGGGCAUUUGAAGUUUACCUCAAUGAUGAAUUGGUUUUCUCUAAACUACAGGAGGGAAGGUUUCCCGGUGAAAUUGAAUUGAAAGAUCUCGUCAGCAAAAGGUUGGCCAACUCUGGAGUUGUAGACGGCCUGGGAAAUAUGUGGUCAUAGUUCACAAGCCAGAUAUGGAGGGUUCUCAAUGAAUGUGAUUGGAGGUGCAAAAUGAGCCCAAACUGGGAUUUGUUUGGACCUGUGACUUAUGUUAUUUUUGCACAAAUCUUCUGUUUAUUAAAAUUUGAACCUGCAAGGUCUGUGUCAUAGAUAAAUCACUACUAAACAAUAUUAGCUAUCUGGAGCUUGUUCUUGAA
Messenger RNA from Quercus robur (English oak), 985 nucleotides. Its product is annotated as selT-like protein. NCBI's taxonomy places the organism in Eukaryota, Viridiplantae, Streptophyta, Magnoliopsida, Fagales, Fagaceae. The transcript is spliced from 4 exons. The record is from RefSeq and is a predicted model, not a curated record. Gene Ontology annotation, cellular component: endoplasmic reticulum membrane. Gene Ontology annotation, biological process: cell redox homeostasis. Gene Ontology annotation, molecular function: thioredoxin-disulfide reductase (NADPH) activity. Bases 90 to 788 code for a protein of 232 amino acids.